This is a messenger RNA of Triticum dicoccoides, 2970 nucleotides long. RefSeq names its product probable leucine-rich repeat receptor-like protein kinase At1g35710. Gene Ontology annotation, molecular function: protein binding; protein kinase activity; ATP binding. Bases 1 to 2928 code for a protein of 975 amino acids. Gene Ontology annotation, biological process: protein phosphorylation. The record is from RefSeq and is a predicted model, not a curated record. The transcript is spliced from 3 exons. Lineage: Eukaryota; Viridiplantae; Streptophyta; Magnoliopsida; Poales; Poaceae.
AUGGAGGCUUCCCAUUGCCUGCCCUUCAUCCCACUCUGUCUCCUACUAGCCACGUUAGCCCCAGCCAAGGCAGUGCGAGUGCCAUCCCUGCAAGAACAAGCAGGAGCGCUCCUUGCCUGGAAAGCCACGCUCCAAAGCCACCCACCCCAGCUGAGAUCCUGGGGAAGGGGACACCACCACAGUACAUGGCCGUGCAGCUGGCAUGGCAUCACAUGCGGCAAGGACGGAGCGACGCACCAUGAGGUGAUCGCCGAGAUCUCUCUGCCGGGGCUGCGGCUGAGGGGGGAGCUCGGCGCCCUCAACUUCACGGCGCUGGCGACCCUGACGAGCAUCCAGCUCUCGCACAACAGGCUCACCGGGAGGAUCCCGCCGAGCAUCGCGUCACUCGGAGAGCUCCGGUUCCUGCUUCUUCGGCGCAAUCAGAUAAGGGGCCCUUUACCACCUGCUCUUGCAUCCUUGAGAAACCUACGCUGCUUAAUGCUCCAGGAGAAUCAACUCUCUGGUGAAAUGCCAAGGCAAAUAGGGCAACUAGAGGGACUUGUGGUGUUGAACCUGUCUGCCAAUCACUUGUCCGGUCCCAUCCCCAGUGAACUAGGCUACCUAAAGAAACUGCUCAGGGUAGAUAUCGCCGACAACAACCUCACAGGCCCCAUUCCAAGUAAUUUAGGGAAUCUCACUAAACUCACUGUCUUGUACCUUUAUGGUAACCAAUUAUCUGGAUAUCCUCCUCGAGAGCUAGGGUACCUUGUGAAUCUAAAGGAGUUGGAUCUCUCCCACAACAAGCUCAUGGGUUAUAUCCCCAAUAUCUUUGGAAAUUUGACAAAGCUCGCUACCUUACACCUCGAUGAUAAUCAGUUCUCUGGACAUGUUCCUCUAGAAAUUGGCACCUUAUGGAAUCUCAAAAUUCUGGAACUCGACAAUAAUAAUCUCUCUGGUCCCCUACCACCUGGGUUGUGCUCUGGAGGCAAGCUCAUGUAUUUAACUGCAUCUAAUAACAGUCUGGAUGGACCACUUCCAUCAAGUUUUCUACACUGCAGAAGCCUAUUUAGAGUUCGUCUAGAAAGGAAUCAAAUAGAAGGAGAUAUUUCUGAGUUGGGAGGUCAUCCAAGUCUUGACUAUAUGGAUAUGAGCUCGAAUAAACUCUUUGGAAAAUUAUCUUCUCUUUGGGGGGGAAGUCAGAAUAUUACCAUGCUACGCCUCUCAGACAACAACCUGACAGGGGAAAUACCCAUAAAUAUGGGGCAGCUAACUCAGCUAGGGAUACUUGAUCUCUCAUCAAACAAGCUUGAAGGAGAUAUUCCAAUUGAACUGGGCAAUCUAAAAAACUUGUUCCAGUUGAACCUCGCGGACAAUUUGCUCCAUGGAAGCAUACCACAAGAAAUCGGAGCACUAUCUAGUCUACAGUUAUUCGAUUUGUCAUCAAAUAACCUAAGUGGUUUGGUACAUGGGUCAAUUGGGAAUUGUUUAGAGCUUCGCUCAUUGAACCUGAGCGGAAAUAACUUUACAGGAAACAUCCCUACCGCAUUAGGGGUGUUGCACAACUUACAAUACAUGUUGGAUUUGAGUGAUAAUUCAUUUACUGGGGCAAUACCAAGCCAACUUAGCGGCCUGAUCAUGCUAGAUACUUUGAAUCUUUCACACAAUGAACUUAAUGGAUCCAUCCCUCAAUCAUUUAAGAGUAUGGAAAGCUUGAUAUCCGUUGAUGUAUCUUACAAUGAAUUGGAAGGAGUAGUCCCUGAGAGUAAGCUUUUUCAAGGAGCCCCGUUGACGUGGUUCAUGCAUAAUAAGAUGCUAUGUGGUGUAGUGACCGGACUCCCCCACUGUAGUAGUACAACUGUAAACCAAGGGAAAAGAAAAGGAUACAAAACACUUGUACUAGCAGUGGUUCCUGUGCUGAUGUCUCUUGUUCUUGUUGUAUUUGUAUUGAUGUUUCAACAUGAAAGGAACAAAUCCAAGGCAAUUGACACGGACAAAGUAACACAAAAAAAUGUGUUCUCUAUUUGGAGUUUUGAUGGGGCAAACGUGUUCAAACAAAUUGUUGAAGCAACCAAUGAUUUUAGUGAGAUUCAUUGCAUAGGAACUGGGGGAUAUGGAUCUGUCUACAAGGCUAGGCUUCCAACAUCGGAAAUAUUUGCGGUGAAGAAGAUGUGUGUUAUUGAAGAUGAGAAUUGCAUGAAGGGGUCACUCUUCCAUCGUGAAAUUGAGGCAUUGGUACAGAUUCGGCAUCGGAACAUCGUAAAACUAUUCGGGUAUUGUUCCUCUAGCCAAGGAAAGUUCCUUAUAUAUGAAUAUAUGGAGAGAGGAGACUUGGCAGAAGCACUGACGGUCGAUCGAAGGGCAGUUGAGUUGGACUGGAGAAGGCGGAUACAUAUUGUGCUAGAUGUGGUUCACGCUUUGGCCUACAUGCACCAUGAUUGUUGGUCACCAAUAGUGCACAGAGAUAUAAAAAGUAAAAACAUUUUGCUUGAUCAGGAAUUUAGAGCUUGCAUCUCUGAUUUCGGUACGGCUAAAAUUCUAAAUAUUGAUGGCAAUAAUAUCACAAGGCUUGCAGGGACAAAGGGUUAUCUAGCCCCGGAGCUUGCAUAUACAGAAAAUGUGACAGCGAAAUGUGACGUAUACAGCUUUGGGGUGCUUGUCAUGGAGCUCUUUAUGGGGUCUCAUCCAGGCGAAUUGCUCUCAUCCCUCUCUGAGACCAGCAAGAAUAAUACUGUGAGCCUGCAACAUCUGCUGGACUCAAGGCUCGAGCUCCCUGAUGCUGAAACCGCAGGAGAAAUAUACCACAUGCUCCGUGUUGCAGUUCAGUGCCUGGAGCCUAGUCCAUCACGGAGACCAACAACACGACGUGCUAGUGAUGAGCUAUCUGCUAGCAAAGCAUUUGAAGGUCAUGUUCAUUAUCUGCAUGCUGGCCUCACCAUUCCCACUCACUAGUUCUCGCGGCCGUGGAUGAUGAAUUCGUGCCAUAUAGUUUCU